AUGGGGGCAAAUGUUGUUGCAUACACCCUCACCGAAGGACACUCAAACAACAGACCACCAUUCUUCAAUGUCCCAACAAAGACAAGCAUUGAAGGAGUGGUGACUCCCAAAGAAGAAAGCAAAUGGAAUGACGAAGACAAGAAAAAGGUAGAGCUGAAUGCCAAGGCAAUCAACAUGUUACACUGUGCUAUCAGUUUUGAGGAAUAUCGAAAGGUAUCAAGGUGCAAAACAGCAAAAGAGUUUUGUGAUAAACUCCAAGUCACCCAUGAUAUGCUAAGAAAGGAAUAUGAGAUGUUCAUUAUGAAGGAAGGAGAAACCAUUGAUGAGAUGUCUGAAAGAUUUUCAAUCAUCAUCAAUAGCUUGGAUGCUAUGGGGAUGAUUCACACUGAACAAGUGUUAUUGAGAAAAAUACUCAGAAGUCUUACAAAAGAGUAG
Messenger RNA from Arachis ipaensis, 435 nucleotides. RefSeq lists its product as uncharacterized. The record is from RefSeq and is a predicted model, not a curated record. NCBI's taxonomy places the organism in Eukaryota, Viridiplantae, Streptophyta, Magnoliopsida, Fabales, Fabaceae.